Molecule: messenger RNA, 1005 nt
Organism: Funneliformis geosporum
Lineage: Eukaryota; Fungi; Glomeromycota; Glomeromycetes; Glomerales; Glomeraceae
Source: the annotation of a GenBank genome assembly
AUGUCACAAGAAAAUUCAAUUCCAGGAAAUCACCAACAGGUACCUUUAAGAGUUCUUGCUAUAGGGUCAGCAUAUGAAGACACGAUUCUUUAUGUUGAUAAGUUUCCACCCGAAGAUGGUAAACAGAGAGCACAGAGAGUAGAAAAGAGAAGAGGCGGAAAUGCAGGGAAUACUUUAACUGUUUUAUCUCAAUUCCCCUUAACUCAAGGAUAUUUUAUGGCUUCUAUGGCAUCUAAAGAAGCUUCAACGUUUUUGCUUCAAGAUUUCGAGGCACAUAAUAUAAAGACAUCAACAUGUAUAUUUAGGUCUAACGCUAAGCAUGCACCAGUGGCUUAUAUUAUACAUGCUAACAGUACAAGCUCACGAACAAUCAUAAAUUACAAUAGCAUAGAUGAAUUAACCUUUGAAGAAUUUAAGCGAAAAUUUGAUGCAGUAUGUAACGAAGUAGUGAUUAGUACAUCGAAUAGUGAUUUUCCAUUUAACUGGAUACAUUUUGAAGGGCGUAACACAGUAGAAGAAGCAAAAAUGAUAGACCAUAUUGAUACCAAAGUUUGGCGUCCCAGAACCAUAAUUAGUGUCGAAUUGGAAAAACCGUACCGUAGAGGAUUGGAAACUUUAAUGAGUAGAUCUGAUGUCAUAUUCUUUUCUAAAGUAUUUGCUGAGGGUAAAGGGUAUGAAAAUGCUGGGGAUUUUUUACAAGUUAUGGGUCCAUUUUGUAAAAACACAGCACACCUUUUUUGUACAUGGGGAAGUUCAGGAGCUAUGUGUUUUCAUAAUCCAACGCGUAAAUUAUUCACGGCUCCAGCUUUACCAAUAGCAAGCAUAGUCGAUUCGGUUGGAGCUGGUGAUACAUUUACAGCGGGGAUCAUUUAUGGAUUAAUCCAAGGCAUGACACCUGAAGGUUGUCUGAGAUUCGCUUGUGAAUUAGCGGGUAGAAAAUGCGCUCAGGUGGGGUUUGAUGGCGUCGUAGAGAAGAUAUCGUCGGAAUAUGGUAUAAAAUUUUAA